Anopheles coustani is the source of this 761-nucleotide messenger RNA. RefSeq names its product probable 26S proteasome non-ATPase regulatory subunit 9. The record is from RefSeq and is a predicted model, not a curated record. The transcript is spliced from 4 exons. Gene Ontology annotation, biological process: proteasome regulatory particle assembly. Lineage: Eukaryota; Metazoa; Arthropoda; Insecta; Diptera; Culicidae. Bases 115 to 753 code for a protein of 212 amino acids. Gene Ontology annotation, cellular component: cytoplasm; nucleus. Gene Ontology annotation, molecular function: protein binding.
AUGAGAAUUUGCUGAGUCGAUAUCGUGCCUCAAAAUAGUUUAGUUAAAUUAUUCGUUCCUGCGGCGUUUUAAGGUCCUAUUUUUGUGCCCUAGAUUUACUCUACAGUUUUAGUAAUGAUGCCUUUCAACGGAAACGAUUUACCACGAGAGGAAUUAUUAGAAAUGAUUCGAGAAAAGGAUAAGUUGGACCGAAAAAUCAAUGAUCUAGGCAAGAUUCUUGAAGCGAAUAAGAUUGGUAUGAAGGAACCUUUGGUGGACAAUGAGGGCUACCCGCGUAACGAUAUUGAUGUGGCAGCAGUUCGUCAUGCAAGACGCGAUAUAAUUUGUUUGCAAAACGAAAGAAGUGCAUUAUACGAACAAAUCCACACGGCAUUAGGGGCAUUUCACAAACAGCAGAAGGAAAAAACAGUGCAAUCGCAUAACACUCCGCAGCACAACCAACAGCACCACGAGCCGAUGGAUGUAAGUGAAUCGAACUCAGCAAAAAUACGAUUGCCGUUCAUUACAGUGCAAACAGUCGUUCCUGGCCUUGGUGCUGAUCAGGCGGGUCUUAAAGCCGGCGAUCAAAUUUUGCAAAUGGGUUCCCUUUCGGCUAGCAACUUCAAAUCUAUGCAGCAAGUUAAGACUAUUCUGGACAAUUCCGCUGGGCGAACUGUGCGCCUCCUGGUACGCAAAGCUGAUUCCAACGAUGAGGCUUUCGUCAAUAUCGUACCGCCGAAGCUGGGAAUUGCAUUUCUGCCUAUCAAUAAAUAGAUGCAUUA